Messenger RNA from Ziziphus jujuba (common jujube), 2434 nucleotides. RefSeq names its product heat shock 70 kDa protein 1. Gene Ontology annotation, molecular function: ATP-dependent protein folding chaperone; misfolded protein binding; heat shock protein binding. The transcript is spliced from 2 exons. The record is from RefSeq and is a predicted model, not a curated record. Gene Ontology annotation, biological process: protein refolding; cellular response to unfolded protein. Bases 256 to 2196 code for a protein of 646 amino acids. Lineage: Eukaryota; Viridiplantae; Streptophyta; Magnoliopsida; Rosales; Rhamnaceae. Gene Ontology annotation, cellular component: cytoplasm.
AAGGAGCUGAGUAUGGAAUCUAGCAAUCUAGACCGUCCAUUGUUAUUCACAAGAUCGCACGCCUCAUGAGCCACAGCGAUCGAACAUUCUGGAAACACGAACUCCAUUAACGCUAUAUAAAGCCAAGGAACGGGCAGUUUCUUCGUCAUUACCGCAAACCCUAGUAGCCUGUAGGGUUUGUUCUCUGUUGCUUUUGUGUUUAUUUCGUCGUUACAGUUUUAAAGUUUUUUUGUUUUGUUUCUGAGACCCUUAAGAAUGGCCGGUAAGGGAGAGGGUCCAGCCAUUGGAAUAGAUCUCGGAACCACAUACUCUUGCGUUGGAGUAUGGCAACACGAUCGUGUCGAGAUCAUAGCCAACGAUCAGGGAAACCGAACGACUCCGUCUUACGUUGCGUUCACAGAUUCGGAGAGGUUGAUUGGCGAUGCAGCAAAGAACCAGGUCGCCAUGAAUCCAAUCAACACCGUCUUUGAUGCAAAGAGGUUGAUUGGUAGGAGGUUCACUGAUGCCUCUGUUCAGAGUGAUAUUAAACUCUGGCCAUUCAAGGUGAUUGCUGGACCAGGUGACAAGCCCAUGAUUGUCGUCACCUACAAGGGUGAGGAGAAGCAAUUUGCUGCUGAAGAGAUCUCUUCAAUGGUUCUCAUCAAAAUGCGUGAGAUUGCCGAAGCUUACCUUGGAUCAACCAUCAAAAAUGCUGUGGUCACUGUCCCUGCAUACUUCAAUGACUCUCAGCGACAGGCCACCAAGGAUGCCGGAGUCAUUGCAGGUCUCAAUGUCAUGCGUAUCAUCAAUGAGCCCACUGCUGCUGCCAUUGCUUAUGGUCUUGACAAGAAGGCAACCAGUGUAGGCGAGAAGAAUGUCUUGAUUUUUGAUCUUGGUGGUGGUACCUUUGAUGUCUCUCUUCUCACCAUUGAAGAGGGUAUUUUUGAAGUCAAGGCCACAGCUGGUGAUACGCAUCUUGGAGGUGAAGAUUUUGAUAACAGAAUGGUGAACCAUUUUGUUCAGGAGUUCAAGAGAAAGAACAAGAAGGAUAUUAGUGGCAAUCCUAGAGCACUGAGAAGGUUGAGGACUGCCUGUGAGAGGGCAAAGAGAACCCUCUCAUCCACUGCUCAGACCACCAUUGAAAUUGAUUCCUUGUAUGAGGGAAUUGAUUUCUACUCCACCAUCACCCGUGCCAGAUUUGAAGAACUUAACAUGGAUUUGUUCAGAAAAUGUAUGGAACCAGUUGAGAAGUGUUUGAGGGACGCCAAGAUGGACAAAAGCACCGUCCAUGAUGUUGUCCUUGUCGGAGGCUCCACCAGAAUUCCCAAGGUCCAGCAGCUGUUGCAGGACUUCUUUAAUGGAAAGGAGCUGUGCAAGAGCAUCAACCCAGAUGAGGCUGUUGCUUAUGGUGCUGCAGUCCAAGCUGCCAUCUUGAGUGGUGAGGGUAAUGAGAAGGUGCAAGAUCUCCUCCUCUUGGAUGUUACUCCUCUGUCACUUGGUUUGGAAACUGCUGGUGGUGUCAUGACCGUGUUGAUUCCAAGGAACACGACCAUACCCACAAAGAAGGAGCAAGUUUUCUCAACAUACUCCGACAACCAACCUGGUGUGCUAAUCCAAGUUUAUGAAGGAGAAAGAACCAGGACAAGGGACAACAACUUGCUUGGUAAAUUUGAGCUAUCUGGCAUUCCUCCUGCUCCCAGAGGUGUUCCACAGAUUACUGUGUGCUUCGACAUUGAUGCUAAUGGUAUCUUGAAUGUGUCUGCCGAGGACAAAACCACUGGACAGAAGAACAAGAUCACCAUCACCAACGACAAAGGAAGACUUUCAAAGGAGGAAAUUGAGAAGAUGGUUCAAGAAGCAGAGAAGUACAAGUCCGAGGAUGAAGAGCACAAGAAGAAGGUUGAGGCAAAGAAUGCAUUGGAAAACUAUGCAUACAACAUGAGGAACACAGUGAAGGACGAGAAGAUCGGAGCCAAGCUUUCUCCAGCUGACAAGAAAAAGAUUGAAGAUGCCAUUGAGCAGGCAAUUCAAUGGCUGGACAACAAUCAACUUGCAGAGGCUGAUGAAUUUGAGGACAAGAUGAAGGAGUUGGAGAGCAUUUGCAACCCGAUCAUUGCCAAGAUGUACCAGGGUGCGGGUGCUGAUGCGGGUGGAGCUGAUGAUGAUGUACCUCCUGGUGGAAGUGGUGCUGGCCCUAAGAUUGAAGAAGUUGACUAAAUCAUGCUAUGAUAUCUUAUGUUGCACUUUUAUUUUGGUUUUUCCAUUAUUUAAGACAUUAAACUUCAAACUUUCAUGCCAUUUGUUUUUUCCCCCCGCUUUUUUGUUGAGAUUUUUGGUUAUGAUUCGGGGCUUUGGAAGUGUACAAAGCCGAUUAUCUGUUUUUCUGAAUUCUGAUUUUAUAGGAACAAUGGAAAUUAUUGCCUGGAACUCUAUUAUCCAGGGCUGUAUUUUUAGA